AUGAAUCGAAUUUUGAAACUCAUCUGGUAUUGGUGUUUAGUAAUAUUACCAUUCACAGCUAUUCUCACGUUUAUUUUGACGUUAGUAGUCUGCAGUCAAGCACAAAGAAAGAUUGGUUCGUACCAUACGACGUUACCAAACAUUUCUAUACUUGCAAAAGGUCCUGGUUACCGUUAUUUUGUUGCUGGCUUUGUUCUUCUGGUUCCACAACUUCUACUGAUUACUCUCGGUCGACUACUGUUCCUUCUACAUUCUCAAACUAUUGUUCAUCAUGUGAUCCUUUAUAUUAUUCAUUCAUGCGCACUGGUUAUAUCCGUAUUUCUUCUAAUAAUGGCAAUCGUCAGUGUAGAUCAUAACGGUCCUCUUCAUGUCACCGGCGCCAUUGGAAUGUUUUCAUCAUUUUUUACAUAUUUUAUAUCACAUACUAUCGUAGUUUUCUAUCUAUUUAUACGGCGGGCAAAGGCACCACGUCAUUCAAAUAUUCUGUUGCCCUUAUGGUUUCUCAUGUGUUGUGUAUUAGCUAUCGUCUGUUUCAGUAUAUGGGCUGCGACAUCUCAAAGUAUUCCGCAGUAUAUCGCUGCUGGAACGCCUUUUCUAUAUAUUCUUGGAUUUAUUCCUCAAUUUUGGAGUCAGGCGAGAAUGAAAAGACGAAGUUCUGUCGCAUCUUUCGAAGAACAUAACAUAGAUAGGAUCAAUUUGUAG
This is a messenger RNA of Adineta ricciae, 702 nucleotides long. The record is from the annotation of a GenBank genome assembly. NCBI's taxonomy places the organism in Eukaryota, Metazoa, Rotifera, Eurotatoria, Adinetida, Adinetidae.